CUUAUUCCCGAUUCUAAUCCAUGUUGACCUGCGGCUAUUACAAUUUUUCUGCUCUGGAGACCACAACAUGGAGUAUUUAAGGUGGUGGCUGAACUGCUGCGUUACAGUACGACAGCAGACUCCCUUAGUUCAUCGUGAACAAUGUCCUGUUUUUUAAUGUGGUUUUUACUUCUGUUUAUUACGUUAAGUGCUCAGGAUCCUCGAAGAUCGCAGUUUCAUCAAGGUCAUGACAUACGGUUGUUCAGAAAAGGUGAUGGUGAUAACGUUAGUGGCGAAUGUGAAGGCGACAACUGCGUAUUGAAGAGAUUCGUGGUGGAAGAUGUGGGACCGUUUUGGGCUAAUAGAGGAAAAAGGGAUCCCACAUACAUGAGUGAAGCUCUGUACGCCGAAGAACCGUAUUGUCUUCUCAUCAGAGGAGAGAACUAUCAGCCAGAUGAUCCGUUCUUUAUAUCCAGAGGGAAAAAAGAAGUCGGAAAUGUGUUGGAAACCCAAUUAAGAGAUACUAGAGAUGUUUUGGCGGAUGAUGCACCGUUUUUCGCAGCGCGAGGAAAAAAGUAUAGAAUCAGACAUUAAUGAAUUUAUAACGCAGAGAUUUUUCUUCUUUAUCAAUCACUAAUAGUUAAUAAAUAAACAAGAGUAUUUGUUAAUAUUUUUUCUUCAAAAAUUAUUCACUCCUGUUGGCUUUCCUUUUAUAAGCUAUAAUUUUAAUUUUGCUUGCUUAAUUUCAGAUUUAUUUUAAAUAAUAAUAAACAAUUUGAAA
Messenger RNA from Phyllotreta striolata, 760 nucleotides. The record is from the annotation of a GenBank genome assembly. NCBI's taxonomy places the organism in Eukaryota, Metazoa, Arthropoda, Insecta, Coleoptera, Chrysomelidae.